AUCAUAUCCAUCUGCACCUCCCUGUUUCUUGUGAUGUCUCCAUGUGGCCUUAUCAUAACUCAUGAGGAAUUACUGGGGCUCAGAAAGACUUGGUUACUCAUCUAGGGUUGUCCAGAUUAUAAGUGUGAUAGAUAGGACAUAAAACGUGAACCCUGGGCCCCUGGAAGUCCUCCAUGCUCUUCUUAUGAUUUGAAAGUCACUAUUGAAGACAUUUAGAUUAUUCUGUAGUCUAGAGCAAAAUAUACAAUGUAUUUUCUUUCUUCAAUCUAUCAGCUCAACCAAAUCCCAGGAGAGGAGAACCCUAUUUUUCUCCCUUCGAAUGCCAAAUAUGACUGGCUUUUGGCCAAAAUCUGGGUGCGUUCCAGUGACUUCCACGUACACCAGACCAUCACCCACCUUCUGUGCACACACCUGGUAUCUGAGGUUUUUGGUAUCGCCAUGUAUCGCCAGCUGCCUGCUGUGCACCCCAUUUUCAAGCUGUUGGUGGCACAUGUGAGGUUCACCAUCGCCAUCAACAACAAGGCCCGCGAACAGCUCAUCUGCGAGUAUGGCCUCUUUGACAAGGCCAAUGCCACUGGAGGUGGCGGGCACAUGCAGAUGGUGCAGAGGGCCUUGAAAGACCUGACCUAUGCUUCCCUGUGCUUCCCCACGGCCAUCAAGGCCCGGGGCAUGGAGAGCACUGAGGACAUCCCCUACUACUUCUACCGAGAUGAUGGGCUGCUGGUGUGGGAGGCCAUUCAGACGUUCACAUCUGAAGUGGUGGGCAUCUAUGAGAGUGACCAGGUUGUAGAAGAGGACCAGGAGCUUCAGGACUUUGUGAAGGACGUUUACGUAUAUGGCAUGCGGGGCAAGAAGGCCUCAGGCUUCCCCAAGUCACUCAAGAGCCGGGAGAAGUUGUCCGAGUACCUGACUGUGGUGAUCUUUACGGCCUCGGCCCAGCACGCAGCGGUGAACUUCGGCCAGUACGACUGGUGUUCCUGGAUCCCCAAUGCUCCCCCAACCAUGCGUGCCCCACCGCCCAAGGCCAAGGGAGUGGUGAACAUAGAGCAGAUCGUGGAUACUCUGCCCGACGGUGGCCGCUCAUGCUGGCAUCUGGGUGCAGUGUGGGCUCUGAGCCAGUUUCAGGACAAUGAGCUGUUCCUAGGCAUGUACCCAGAAGAGCACUUCAUUGAGAAGCCUGUGAAGGAGGCCAUGGCCCGAUUUCGCAAGAACCUGGAUGCCAUUGUCAGCGUGAUUGCUGAGCGCAACAAGAACAAAAAGCUGCCCUAUUACUACUUGUCUCCAGACCGAAUACCGAACAGUGUGGCCAUCUGAACCCUGCCUGUGGCAAUCUCACCCGAGGAAGGCCAGCCAGACUCCAGCUUGUGUGGCAGGCUCUGGGGCUGACCUCCUGGCAGCUCACCUCUCUUCCACCAAGCCUAGCAAGUGUGUUGGGGUUUCCUGAUGGGCCAGUUACAAACCAAAGUCUCCUCCAGAAUGUGUCAGGUUGUACCAAAGCUUCAGAGCAUUUUCCUGUUUAUCCAUCCAUCUGUAGCGAAUCCCAUAGUUUGAUCAAAGCAUACAAAUAUUUCAGGGACCCUCCUAUAUAGAGGACUUCAGAGCCUCCUGCCCAGGCUCAGAUGAGUCCUUCCACACUAAAGCAACAGAAAAUCAGGAUAACAGAUGCCAGUUCUUUUUGGAGAUGGGGAAUUUCUGUGCUACUUAUCCUUAGUUUAAUUUCUUGCAUGUAGUAGGUGCCCAAAUAACUUCUUGUUGAAUGAAUUAAGAAUUGGUUGCCAUAAAAAUAAAGUAGUUAUC
Messenger RNA from Sciurus carolinensis (gray squirrel), 1797 nucleotides. Its product is annotated as polyunsaturated fatty acid 5-lipoxygenase-like. The record is from RefSeq and is a predicted model, not a curated record. Gene Ontology annotation, cellular component: nuclear envelope. NCBI's taxonomy places the organism in Eukaryota, Metazoa, Chordata, Mammalia, Rodentia, Sciuridae. Gene Ontology annotation, molecular function: iron ion binding; arachidonate 5-lipoxygenase activity. Gene Ontology annotation, biological process: lipid oxidation; linoleic acid metabolic process.